Messenger RNA from Rhagoletis zephyria (snowberry fruit fly), 431 nucleotides. RefSeq names its product zinc finger protein castor homolog 1-like. NCBI's taxonomy places the organism in Eukaryota, Metazoa, Arthropoda, Insecta, Diptera, Tephritidae. The record is from RefSeq and is a predicted model, not a curated record.
GUUCCCGUUGCCGUUGCCGUCGACUUUGCAUCAUUAUUUUUAAGAUUUGCAACAAUUAAAAUUAAAACCCACCAUCAUCUUUAAUGCCGUCACCAGCUGAUAUCGCACGCACCUCCUCCAUCACCUUUAAUGCCACCACCAACAUCGUACCAUCACCUUCAACACCGGUACCAGAAGUAUCGCCACCAUCAUCAUUCAACACCGGCACCAGCAAAAUCGCACCAUCAACAUUCCACGCCUCUACCAGCAAAAUCACCUUCAACAUCGCCACUAUUACUUUAAGGCCACCACCAACAUCACCUUCAACGCCUGCACCAGCAAUGUUAUACACAUCCACAUCAAUGGUCCUCUGCAAUAACUACACAAUUCAAAAUUCAAAAAAUAAAAACUGUUACUACUGUUAAGUCGCUCUUGUCUGUAAUCCUCGUCUA